UCACUACGGUAGAGAAUCAACGUGUGGCUGAUUUAGUUGACGAAAAAAAUUGCUUUUUGGCAAAAAUAAAUAAUUUUAGUUGUUUUCACCUCUCUUACCUCACAAGUACCGUAAUUUCCCAUCGAUAGCCAGAGAGACGUCAGAGACUGAGAUGAGAAUGCAUUCCAUGAGAUUAGGCGGCUUCCUUAUCAUCCCCCUCCUUUUGUGUGUCCUUCUACCCCAGGUGAGAACUUCCGAUGAGGAAUCCUGCUACUCCUAUGCCGGUGGUCAUGUCUACCCACAGGGAUACCCUCUGACGGGACACAAUCUCCACGGAACCAAAGCUGUCAUUUCCAGACCAGCUCCACACUUUGAGGGCACUGCUGUGGUCAAUGGGGAAUUUACUCAGCUUUCUCUUGCGGAUUUCAAGGGGAAAUAUGUCGUAUUCUUCUUCUAUCCGUUGGAUUUCACUUUUGUGUGCCCAACGGAAAUUCUGGCUUUCUCCGAUCGCGUCGAGGAAUUCCGGAAGAUUUACACAGAGGUGAUUGCCUGCAGUGUUGACUCCCACUUUACGCAUUUAGCGUGGAUUAAUACCCCGCGCAAAGAAGGUGGCCUGGGGAAGAUAAAGAUUCCCCUGCUGAGUGAUCUCUCACACAAAAUCUCCAAGGAUUACGGUGUCUACCUCGAGGAUUUGGGGCAUACCCUCCGAGGACUCUUCAUCAUUGACCACCGAGGCAUUUUGCGACAAAUCACAAUGAAUGACUUGCCAGUGGGACGCUCUGUUGAUGAGACUCUUCGUCUUGUUCAGGCAUUCCAGUACACCGAUAGUCAUGGGGAAGUUUGCCCAGCCGGAUGGAAGCCUGGUGGCGAUACAAUUGUGCCAAAUCCAAAGGAGAAAAAGAAGUACUUUGAGAAGAAUAACUAAUUCGCCACACUCUCUUCUUAUUUACAACACAAAAAAAAGACUUUAUACCAUGAGCCAUUGGGGGCCUUUUCCCCCCAGAGACAAAAUUACAAGUGAGACAGUCUUUUGAA
Molecule: messenger RNA, 1014 nt
Organism: Lutzomyia longipalpis
Lineage: Eukaryota; Metazoa; Arthropoda; Insecta; Diptera; Psychodidae
Gene: Prx4
Product: peroxiredoxin
Exons: 4
Coding region: 152-904 (250 amino acids)
Biological process (GO): response to oxidative stress; cellular response to stress; hydrogen peroxide catabolic process
Cellular component (GO): cytosol; endoplasmic reticulum
Molecular function (GO): thioredoxin peroxidase activity
Source: RefSeq, a predicted model, not a curated record